Molecule: messenger RNA, 1011 nt
Organism: Hydractinia symbiolongicarpus
Lineage: Eukaryota; Metazoa; Cnidaria; Hydrozoa; Anthoathecata; Hydractiniidae
Product: guanosine-3',5'-bis(diphosphate) 3'-pyrophosphohydrolase MESH1-like
Exons: 1
Coding region: 187-732 (181 amino acids)
Molecular function (GO): guanosine-3',5'-bis(diphosphate) 3'-diphosphatase activity
Source: RefSeq, a predicted model, not a curated record
GCUGUUGAAUCACGUUCCACCCAUACUUUACAUGCCAUAAUAGGAUAUGAUUAACUAUUAUGUAAGACGGAAGUGAUUUUCAUCAAUUAAAUUUAGACUAUAAAAGAAAUAUACCUUUACUAUUUCAAAUAAAUUAUUGUUGAACGAGGGAACAAGUAUUCAGAAAAUAAAAUAAAAACAAUAACCAUGAUGGCGGAAUCAACGAUAAAAAGUUUAAUGGAAGCUUUCGAUUUCGCCGCAAUCAAACACAAAGAUCAAAGAAGAAAGGACCCUUGUGAGACACCUUACAUUAAUCAUCCUAUUGGGGUUGCAAAUAUUAUUUCUAAAGAAGCAGGUAUAACAGAUGUUGACAUUUUAAUUUCCGCUGUUUUACACGACACUGUUGAAGACACCGAUACAACUUUUGAAGAAAUUGAAGAAAACUUUGGUAAAAAAAUCAGAGAAAUUGUCGAAGAAUGCUCUGAUGAUAAAGGUCUACCCUCUUACGAACGUAAACUGAAGCAAAUACAGAAGGCCCCAUUUUCUAGUUAUGAUGCAAAGAUUGUUAAAUUGGCUGAUAAACUUUAUAAUUUGCGAGAUUUAGAGAAACAAACUCCAGUUGGCUGGUCUGAGGAGCGUGUUCAGGAAUAUUUUAUUUGGUCCUCAAAAGUUGUUCAAGGCUUAAGAGGAACUUGCAGACUACUUGAAGAUAAAUUAGACAUUCUUUUUAAAAGUAGAAAUGUGUUGCAGUAGAUCUGUAGCAAGCUAACUAUAGCUAAAUCUAUCAUAUUUGACAUAUAUAUUUAGCUAGCUAGCUAGCUAUGUAGUUAAUUUUUUUACUGUUAUUAUUACACUGUAUUUAUAUAUUGUAACACUACUUAAUUAUAUUAUAUUUAUAUAAUUUGAUAUAUAUUUAUGCAAGGAUAAGUACCAUAACUAAUUUAAACUUACUUUUUCGAGAACAACAAUUUUUUUCAAAAAAAAACCCAUUUCAGUAACAACCAAUAAAUUUGCCUGAAAACCAAAUGAAGU